Temnothorax curvispinosus is the source of this 937-nucleotide messenger RNA. RefSeq names its product AP-2 complex subunit sigma (gene AP-2sigma). The transcript has 4 exons. The coding region runs from base 154 to 582 and encodes 142 amino acids. Gene Ontology annotation, molecular function: clathrin-cargo adaptor activity. Gene Ontology annotation, biological process: clathrin-dependent endocytosis; intracellular protein transport. The record is from RefSeq and is a predicted model, not a curated record. Gene Ontology annotation, cellular component: AP-2 adaptor complex; intracellular membrane-bounded organelle; membrane coat. NCBI's taxonomy places the organism in Eukaryota, Metazoa, Arthropoda, Insecta, Hymenoptera, Formicidae.
ACAUAUCUCGACUCCAAAGUGGCCGCUGUCACUGCUGUCAGCCGCUGUUAUACAUUCGUGACAAUUCGUGAUCGGUGGGCGGGGAAUUGAUAGAAUCUUAUGUUUACUCAAAUUUUGUAGGACAUUUCGUCGAGUGCUAAAUCAAUUUUCAAGAUGAUACGGUUUAUCCUCAUACAAAACAGGGCCGGUAAGACUAGGUUAGCCAAGUGGUACAUGAACUUUGACGAUGACGAGAAGCAGAAGUUGAUAGAGGAAGUUCACGCGGUGGUCACCGUUAGAGAUGCGAAGCAUACAAACUUUGUCGAGUUUCGCAAUUUCAAGAUAGUGUACAGGCGGUAUGCAGGCUUAUAUUUCUGCAUCUGCGUCGAUGUUAACGACAACAAUCUCUGUUACUUGGAAGCAAUACACAAUUUCGUGGAGGUGUUGAACGAAUACUUCCACAAUGUAUGCGAGUUGGAUUUAGUCUUUAAUUUUUACAAGGUGUACACCGUUGUAGACGAAAUGUUCUUAGCAGGUGAGAUCAGAGAGACGAGCCAAACUAAAGUGCUAAAGCAGCUCUUGAUGUUAAAUUCCUUGGAAUAAACGAGCUCGUUAAUUCCAGCUUUGUGUGUUAACAAAUGCAUGAUCUGAAUAUGUAACAUACGUCUAACACGUCUUAAUAUGCAUCCCUAUCGUGUAGAUUAUGUCGCGUAAGACACGUACAUAAAUACUCUAUGUAACGAUAUCAUUUAGAUGAUCUUCAGUAAUUAUUUGUUUUACGAAGAAAAUGAGAUGUACGAUAAUUUCUACAUGAUUUUUGCGUUAUGACUUGUGAAAAAGAAAACAACAGCGCUCAAAACAUGACAAACCGUUGUAGACGCAAGAAAAGAUAGAAAGUAUAUAUCGCCUGUGUUUUAAGUAUAAUAUAAUAAAUCCUGUAAAUACAUACUGAAGAAUA